Gigantopelta aegis is the source of this 2942-nucleotide messenger RNA. Its product is annotated as monocarboxylate transporter 12-B-like. Gene Ontology annotation, molecular function: monocarboxylic acid transmembrane transporter activity. The transcript has 5 exons. The record is from RefSeq and is a predicted model, not a curated record. Gene Ontology annotation, biological process: monocarboxylic acid transport; transmembrane transport. Lineage: Eukaryota; Metazoa; Mollusca; Gastropoda; Neomphalida; Peltospiridae. Bases 1 to 1560 code for a protein of 519 amino acids.
AUGGCCACGUCUCCUGGUAGUAAAAAUGAGAAGAGUGAAUUACCAGUUGAUCAAGGAUGGGCCUGGGUCAUUGUAGUUGGCCAGUUUGUGAAUGUUUUCCUCAUGGUGGGAUUGGCGAAGAGUAUGGGGAUCUUCAUGGAGGCUUUCAAACAGUACUUCGACACGACGACAGCGUUAGCCAGCAUGGUGAUGGCCGCCGCCGCUGUCGUGUAUGCGUUUGUAGGACCCGUAUGUCUGUUGCUAGGGGAGAGGUUUGGAGUGCGACCGAUAGUCAUGUUUGGUGGAUUUAUUGGAUGUCUUGGAAUCUCGUUGAGUAGUUUACUUGUUACCAUGGAUUUCGUCAUCAUUUUCUUCGGUAUUGGAUUCGGCAUUGGCAACUCUACGAUCUAUGGGAACGGUCUGGUGAUGCUAGGCACAUACUUCAUAAAGAGACGCACCCUCGCCAAUGGUCUGGCUCUGUCAGGGUCCAGCAUCGGGCAGUUCGCGAUGCCGCCCAUUAUCCAGCUCCUCCUCAACAAGUUCGGCCUGAGUGGCGCCGUCCUGCUGAUCGGGGGACUGUAUUUCCACAUCACGCUUUUCUCUUCGUUCUUCAGACCCAUGUCCUACUACACGUCACGGCUAGCAAAGAAACAAAAUGGAGUCGGAGGAGAGAAGAUGGAGAAAUUGUUAAACGAGAACGUGCCUGCCGACCAGGAUGGGUCGGUGUUUCCGGUUGGUGGUCAUGACAACGAAGAUGAUGGUCCAGUGGACAAGAUGGACAAUGAUAAACGAUACACGUCGUACAUGGCGAGCACAGGAAGUAUAUGUCUGACGCCGGUAGAAACUUUGACGCCAGUAGAAACUCUGCCCGCUGAUGCUAACGACAAGUUUACAGAACCCGUUAUACCGAAGAAACAGAACUUCUGUACUCAUCUGUUUGACCUGUCCAUUCUCAGAAACUACAUUUGCAUUUUCAAUAUCAUUUUCGGAUUCUUUUCGUUUUUUGGCUAUUUCAACUUCAUCUUGUUUCUGCCCUCGCACGCCAUCAGUAUCGGGAUCAUGAAGUAUGAGAUGACCUGGCUGGUGUCUGCGUGCGGAAUUGGAGACCUCUGCGGACGACUUUUCCUCGGCUAUUUCGGAGACUUGAAUCUCAUUCAGCGCUACAAGCUGGAGACAAUUUGCCUUAUGAGUGUCGGCGUGAACACUCUGAUGUUUGCCUUUGCCGAUCGCUUCUGGUGGAUGAUGAUCCACUCGGUAUUCUAUGGGUUGUUUGGUGGAGGCUAUGUCUGCAUGACGGCCGUUGUCCUCAUCGAUAUGAUUGGUUUAAAACUAAUGCCAAAGAUGUUAGCCAUUCUCCUAUUGGUUCAGGGCAUAGGAGCAGCGCUUGGGCAGCCUUUCCUUGGUUGGAUUUACGAUAAGACUGGAUCGUAUCAGGUUGUGAUGUUUGUCUGCGGGUCAUCUUGCGUGGGCAGUGCCAUUCUUCUUGCAUUCUGGCCCAUCGUUAAGCGCCUCGAGCAGCGCAGACAGGACCGACUGACGGAGAUGAAGUUCUCACAGAGACAGGAGCUGAUCGUCGAUUAGAUGUACAGCGGCAGACCUCGCCAUCAAAACACUGAGGGGAGUGAGUGAUUGCUCACUUAAUAUAGAUUAAAGGCAGCCAUUUUAGAUAUUAGUUAUUAUAUGUGAGCAUUGAUGUUCAGUCAUUUUGUAGGUUUUGUUUUUAGUAUUUACAUGUUAUGGGAGCCAAAAGUCACUCUAAUACUAACUUAAAUUAUGAGGAACCAUUUAAGAUCAGGGCCAUAGCUAGUGGAAAGCAUUAUAGAAACUUAAAGAAAAUUCUCUUCUUAACCAUUUAAGGAGUUUUAGACUAUCAACUAGUCAGUUGCCCCCCACAAACAAAAAAUCCAAGCUACGGCCCUGAAGAUAUUACUAUAAAAAUGAUAUUGAGCAUUCAUAUUUAAUUCUUUUAGAGGUGGGGUUUUUGUUGGGGGUUUUCACGUGCUAAAAAUCACUAAAAUACUAACUUUUAUUAUGGGGAGCCAUUUAAAAUAUUACCAUAUUAAGCAUGGAUAUUUAAUCCUUAUGCAGUAUUUUGUAUUUAUUUUCAUGCUAAAGGGAGCUACGAAUCACUUUCUUACUAACUUUAGUUAUAGGAAGCCAUUUAAAAUAUUAUCAUAUUGAGCAUUAAUAUGUAAUUAUUUUGUAGUACAUUGGGUUUUUAAUUUUUUAAUUGACAUGCUAUGAGAAGCUAAAAAAUCACUCUUGUACUAACUUUGAUUUUGGGGAGCCAUUUAAGAUCUACAGUACUUAAGAAAUAAUAUUUUAUCCUUUUGUAGUACAUUUUUAAAUAUGUUUAAUUCACAUGUUAAGGGGAGCUAAAUGUCAUUCUCUUUGUACUGGUCUCCGGGGGAGUGAAGAGGAGUCGGUGAUAGCUCCCCUUAAGCGGUGAGGUCUGAAACGUAAUAUAAGGGGAAUGUCACAUGGUGUCGGGCUUACUGAUGACACAGUCUCUCGUGGAUUCUCUGACUUGAAAUAUACACUGUACGUUCCUCUUCAACUUACAUUCGCUGUCGUAAGCCAUUUUAAACAGCUUACAGCUAAAACGUACCCUAUAAUCUAGGAAAUUAAUGGGUAUAUUUUCUAUAAUAUUUAGAGAGAUUAUAGUUAAGAGAACUGCUGUGUAAACAGGUAUUGACCUUAACUGUUUUUAGUGAUUGCCCACCAGUAUACCAGGUUAUAAAAUUGGUAGCUCCAUAAUUUUACUAAAUUAAAAAAAAACCUAAAAUAGUUUUUUUUAUUUAAACAUGUUGUUUUAGGUGUCGAUUUUACAUGUUUAAGCGUCUGUUGAUUGUGGAGCAACUGGAUGUGCAAAAAUAGUUUUUGCAAUCUAGUAGACCGGCGGACUACUGGGUUUGACAUCUGGUAGCCCGAGCAGCAGAUUGGUACCAAAACACCCUGGGUUA